AUGAGAAACAGCAGCGAAGUGACGGAGUUCAUUCUGACGGGAUUGUCCCAUCAGCGUGGCGUCCAGCUCUUCCUCUUUGCCCUCUUCCUCACUUUCUACUUGAUUGUCCUCCCCAGCAACAUCCUAAUCAUUGUCACCAUCCGGGGUGACCCUCAUCUCAACUCACCCAUGUACUUCCUGUUGGCCAACCUCGCUUUCUUGGACCUCUGGUAUUCCUCCAUCACCGCUCCCAAGAUGUUGGUUGACUUCUUUGCCGAGCGCAAGAUCAUUUCCUUCUGGGGGUGCAUCGCUCAGCUCUUCUUCCUUCAUUUUGUGGGUGCCUCUGAGAUGUUCCUGCUCACUGUCAUGGCCUACGACCGCUAUGCCGCCAUAUGCCGGCCCCUGCACUAUACCAACAUGAUGAGCCGGCGUUUGUGCAUCGUCCUGGUGCUAUGUUCUUGGUUGGGGGGCUUUGUUCACUCCACCAUCCAGGUUGUGCUGAUCAUCCGCCUCCCGUUCUGUGGGCCCAAUGAGCUGGACAACUACUUCUGCGACAUCACCCAAGUGUUGAGGAUCACCUGUGCCAACACCUUUGCUGAGGAGAUGGUGAUGAUCUUCAGCAGUGGCCUCAUUUCCGUGGUCUGCUUCGUAGCCCUCUUGGUUUCUUAUGCCUUUUUACUCUCUGUGCUGAAGAAGAACUCCGGCGAAUCAGCCAGCAAGGCCCUCUCCACUUGCUAUUCUCACAUUACCAUCGUCAUUUUCAUGUUUGGCCCCGCCAUCUACAUCUACGCCCGGCCCUUUGAUGAAUAUGCCCCUGACAAGAUUGUCUCCGUCUUCCACACAAUCAUCUUUCCUCUCCUGAACCCCAUCAUCUACACCCUCAGGAACAAGGAGAUCACGACUGCCAUGAAGAAGGUGGUCCGUAGAUACUUCCUCUGCAAGAAGAACUGA
Messenger RNA from Euleptes europaea (tarantolino), 930 nucleotides. Its product is annotated as olfactory receptor 734-like. Gene Ontology annotation, molecular function: olfactory receptor activity; G protein-coupled receptor activity. The coding region runs from base 1 to 930 and encodes 309 amino acids. The record is from RefSeq and is a predicted model, not a curated record. Gene Ontology annotation, cellular component: membrane. The transcript has a single exon. Gene Ontology annotation, biological process: G protein-coupled receptor signaling pathway. Lineage: Eukaryota; Metazoa; Chordata; Lepidosauria; Squamata; Sphaerodactylidae.